AGUGCACUGUUCAACUGCUGAAGUCUCGUCAGUGCCCAUCAAAGCCUCACACCCAGAUCCCAACAAGCCGGGUAACCAAGCUGCAAGUUCUCAAGAAUCGACCCUCGCAGCCUUCCCUCCAGAGCCUCAAAAAGGUUUCGUUUCACAACCUUCAGGAGAAGAAACAGCUUCUGCACUCGCUAUCAGCUCCUACUACUGUGCUCGCACACUACUGGUACUGCUACACUACUACUACGCCACUGCUGUCACUAUCCCCUAUACCUUGCCUCUCCCCGCAACCAAACAAAUUGCCUCCAACGGGAUAACACACACAAAAAUGUCGGAACCUAUACCAGAAUCAAUUCCGACUUCUUUCGACCGCCGUUCUCACCGUCCUACAAAGCGCAGAGCUCUCUCCCCUGUGUCGGUGCACGCCGCAACUCUUACGGCCCUUUUCGCAAAACCUGAUCGUGAGAUACACAUCCCGAAACCCGGUGCUCCGAAAGCGCUCCCUCCCCCGCCUGAAAUAGUCGCCAAUGUUCAAGGCUCUUCGGCUGGGGCCGGAUCCGGUGAGUUCCACGUUUACAAGGCUGCUCGGAGACGCGAGUACGAGCGGAUCAGAUUGAUGGAAGAAGAAGUCAAGCGGGAGGCGGAGGAGAAAGCGUUCAGGGAAAGGGCUGAGGAGUUGAAAAAGAGGGACGCUGCGAAAACCGAAAAGAACAGGAGGAGAAGGAGAAAACUGAGAGAAGGGAAAGCAGCAGCUACGGCCGCUUCAAAGGAUUCCGAGAUGUUUGAGAUUGAGAAGAAGGGCUGUGAUUUAGAGGCCACGGGCGGCAUUGCGGAAGUGGAUGGACCUGUAGCCGAGGUGAAUGGACUAGUUGUUCACGAUGAGGAUGAUUAGGCACGCCAAGCCUUUGAAUCCUACUCCUGCACUCUGGCUUUGGUGGUGGUGUUGGACCUGUCGUUUUCCCGUUGCGUGUAUUAAUACCCCAUCUACCAUUGCAGCCCUAACUUUUUUUUAAUACUCCUUUUACUAUAUAUUUGCCUCCCUUUCCCCUUCCCCACUUUAACCGGGUAUUUCGUUUGUUUAGGAUUUCAUCUUUUUUGGAGAAGAAACAGCCCUUCCGAGAGGCUGCCAUUGACAUGGAGUCUUUUAUGGAGUCUUCUUUUGUCAUUCCCCCCCUUCGCAGUAUGUAUUAUAAUUGCAAUGGUUCUCGGAUCUCACUCU
This is a messenger RNA of Tuber aestivum (summer truffle), 1207 nucleotides long. The record is from the annotation of a GenBank genome assembly. Lineage: Eukaryota; Fungi; Ascomycota; Pezizomycetes; Pezizales; Tuberaceae.